GACGAGAACUUGCGAUGAUUAUCCUCUGCUCGGCUUGGUGAACGAUGCAAACAUUUUGUACAAAACCAUCACUUAAAAUCCGCAGCCAAAUUGCCAAUUCUUUUGCGCUCAUUACCGCAACUGCGUCGCUGAAUCGAAUCGACCUCGCCCAGACGAACCAUGUUUGAAAACACCUGCACGCUUCCGCUUCACGCGGAUAUCUUCACCACUGCGCUGCACCCAACAGCACCUCUGCUGAGCGUUGGACUGUCCAAUGGCGUUGUCGAAACUUUUCGAUUGCCCCCGGGUAACUCUUCGGAUGAUAGCGUUGACGGAGACGCGAGCGUGCUGAGCGAUGGGAGAUCGACAAUUGACUCGGUCUGGCGCACCAAGAGACACAAGGGAAGCUGUCGCUGUCUAGCCAAUUCCCAUGAUGGACAAUACCAAUAUUCUGCUGGCACGGAUGCGAUGAUCAAGCACUACGACACCGAAACAGGCCGUGUGAUCUCGAAGCUUGCGAUCCCGACGAACACCUCCAAGCCUGAUGGCCCAGCGCUGCUCCACGUGCUCAACCCAAUGAAUCUCCUUCUGGCGACCGAUACUGGUGCUCUACAUAUCAUAGACUUACGUGAUGGCGCUGUGGGUAAAAAGCCGGCGCAAACACAUUACCCUCAUUCCGACUACGUCUCGUCCAUCAUGCCACUCCCGCCAUCAGAAGAAAGCACCAGCGGCUUCCCCAAGCAAUGGGUCAGCACGGGAGGAACAACUUUGGCUGUUACGGACGUACGACGAGGAGUCUUGGUGCGAAGCGAAGAUCAAGAAGAUGAGCUUCUAAGCUCUUGCUUCGUGCCUGGUCUGGGACCCAAGAAGAAUCGAAACAAUGGCGUUGUCGUUGUUGGGUCCGGAUCCGGCGUAUUGACCAUGUGGGACAAAGGGGCUUGGGAUGACCAGCAAGAGCGCAUCAUUGUAGAUCCGCCAAAGGCCGGCGGAGACAGCAUAGACGCAAUUGCGCUGAUACCUAAAGAACUGGGAGUGGGCAAGAAGGUUGUCUGCGGCGUUGGCGAUGGUAGCCUGAGAAUCGUCGAUCUGGUACGGAGAGAGGUGAAUACGUCGAUCAAUCUGCGGCACGACGACAUGGAGGGCGUGGUAUCGCUGGCAUUCGACUCGGAGAACCGUCUGAUCAGUGCUGGUGGUCGAACAGUCAAAGUCUGGGAGGAAUUAUCCGAACUUCAAGGCGACCAGAGCGAUAGCGAGAAUGAUGAUGAUGAUGAUGACGACGAGGAUGAUUCGGAUGAUGAAAAGGCAGCAAAUGGCAAGCGGGCUGCUGAAAGCGACAGCGACGACGAUAGCGACGACGGGGUUGAGGAGAUGAAGCAACGGGCUAAGAGACGAAAAGAAAUGCAGCAACACAAACUAGGUCCGAUGGGCGCCCAUGGAAUUAUGGGUUUUGACGGUUUGGAUUAAGAGCAGGUAUGUUACUGCUAGCGAGGAUAUACCAGAGACUUGUGAUGUACAAGAGGUUCGUGAUACCUCUGUUUGAGAUACUAUGGAGGUGUUCAAGAAGCAGGCAACUGAACACAUAGAUAAAGUUUUAUUAAUGAGGGCAUUCGCAUGGCCAAAGAGCAUUUUGAGG
Molecule: messenger RNA, 1612 nt
Organism: Trichoderma atroviride IMI 206040
Lineage: Eukaryota; Fungi; Ascomycota; Sordariomycetes; Hypocreales; Hypocreaceae
Molecular function (GO): protein binding
Source: RefSeq, a predicted model, not a curated record